Molecule: messenger RNA, 705 nt
Organism: Sparassis crispa
Lineage: Eukaryota; Fungi; Basidiomycota; Agaricomycetes; Polyporales; Sparassidaceae
Exons: 4
Coding region: 1-705 (234 amino acids)
Source: RefSeq, a predicted model, not a curated record
AUGGACGACACCCAGGCACCAAGUUCUUCCACCCCAGCGACCAGGGCGCGAGGAAGGGGAAAGUCGCGUGGUGGUUUAGGGAAAUACCUCCGCGCCCGAGGACGAGGACGAGGGCGAGGUCGUCCAGCGGAAUGGGGCCACCGACUCGUUCUAGAGGGUGAGGAGCAAACUGAAGUAGACGCGGAGGAACAGGAGGAGCAGGAGAAGAGGUACGCGCGGCGGCAGCUAGGAUCCAAUGCCGACCGAUAUGUCGAGCCACAGCCUGAGCUCGACUCGGAAGGAGAGGAAGUGGUAGAGCCAGAAGUCGACCUGUCGGCGUUUCUCGAGCGCCAGAGACACUCGCCAGGGCCCAGCGUUGCACCACCCCCAGUGGAAGAUGAGGACGUAGACACCAGCCUCUCACACAUCGGGCCUCGCGUACAUAAUGCUCAGUCGAAGAAGGGACGUGUACAGAAAGUCGACUGGGAUGCUGAACUGGAAAAGAUGAAUCGCGAGAAGGCAGCGGCAGAGGCAACAUGGGAACUCAAGUCGCGCUUCCGUGCUCAGACCGAGAAACAGCGCGGGAAGCCGACACAGCUGGUCAGUCGGGUUAGGACUCAAGAACGAGUCUAUGUGGAAGCUCCUCCCCUGCCCACUGAUCAACCGAAGCCGGAGAGGACGGAGAAGGAGGGAAUGCAAGAUUUCCUUGACGAUCUUCUUGGAUAG